AUGUCUUACCCGAACCUUCCAACUCUUACGCCUCAGAGACCGCUUCCAGGUGCUUUCUUUCAGACGCCGGCCCCUAACAAUGUUCCCAAUCAACCCGUGUUCGCCCCGAAGCCGACCACGUCUGUCGCCGCGCAGCAAGCUUCACCGGCGUCGCUCCCCAAGCUCCCCCCAGCUGCCUCGAAGUCCCAAAGUCAGACCUUGAGUACAGAAGAAAGGGCGGCGCGUACGGUAAAUGAUACACUUACCCAGGAAGCUCGGUAUCCAGACCUCGACAACUACCUGUCUCAGGGCUUUUCGUCCGACUACGAUAUUCCCGUUUCGCCAUCAUGGGCCCCUUUCCAGAAAGUGAAGAUGUACAAUAUUCCCGACCAGAUCUUUGAUCAGUACAACCGAGCGCAAGUCUCCACGAGUAUGGGUCUGUUUGCAGAGCUCAACCACGCCUGGGUUGCGAUAGAUAAUGCGCUCUAUAUCUGGGACUACACACACCCCAACCCUCAGUUGGUGGGCUUCGAAGACCAACCGAACAGCAUCAACGCCGUCAAAUUGGCCAAACCGCGUCCGGGCGUAUUCCUGCCGUCGAUCACCCAUCUGCUGGUCAUAUCAACUACCGCCGAGAUCAUUUUAUUAGGAAUGGGCUGUGAGACCACGGCCAAUGGAGCGCGACAGGUCUCAUUGUUCCAAACCGGCAUGUCGGCGUCGAUCCGUGGUCUAGAAGUACACGUCCUCGCUUCUUCCGACGCGACUGGCCGCAUCUUCUUCGGUAGCACCGCCGACAACGACGUAUACGAAAUCACCUACCAACAGGAGGAACGGUGGUUCCAGGGUCGAUGCGCUAAGGUCAAUCAUACGAGCUCGCGCUUCUCGGCAUUCACGCCCUCACUGAGCUUCAGCCACAAGCCCUUCGAGAACGUCGAGCAAAUGGAGAUCGAUGAUACAAGAAGAUUGAUCUACACACUCUCGUCUCUGUCUACGAUCCGUGUAUUCCACAUGAAGCCGGACGGUACUAUCGCCUUGGCGAUCACAAAGCAUGCCAUGGAUAUCUAUGCCAACAUUGGACAUAUCAUUGCCUCGAACGAGACCCUCAACCCUAAAGUUCCGAUCGUAUCCAUCAGCCCCAUUCCUGCUGCCGAGGCAUCCAGGUACCAUCUGAUGGCCACUACUGCCACCGGAUAUCGUAUAUACCUAAGUGCUACUGGUUCGUACAGCUGGUCUGCGACGUCGAACGGUCAAAAUGCCCCGACCAGUAUGCAGGCCCAUCAUGUGAAAACUCCUCCGUUUGAUAAUGCGCCUCCGAGUCCAACUGGCGCCGCAUUCCCCGGUCAACCUCGUUUCCAGGCAUCCCUCGCAUCGAAGGUUCCCAUUCACACGUUGGAUCCCACGAGAUUCACCGUCCGAUACCCACCCGGCUACUUCUUCUGCUUUACAUGCAAGGAUCCCAGCCGCAAAACCGACGCUCUUUUCGUUUCCUCCCCGGACUCCGGCCGUGUCGCCCGCUCCUCCCAGGAGAAUAUCGUCCCUGGACAGGCUGCUGAGACUGGUAUCUGGCUCUCCCUGGGCAGCAGAGCUGAGGAUGUUGGCCUCUGUUCCCCAUCCACCGCAGCUUCUACAACCCCCGGAGGUUUUGGCAAUGAACUUGCGAUCCAGUUUGACAACCCGGCUGCUGAAGUUGCCAUCCUGACAAACACUGGCAUUCACGUUAUCCGCCGCCGCCGCCUCGUAGACAUGUUCGCGGCUCUGGUUCGCGGUGGUGGUAGCGGUGAAGAAGGGCUGGAAGGCGAAGUCAAGAACUUCAUCCGCACUUAUGGUAGGAGUGAGACCCUUGCGACAGCUUUGGCUGUUGCAUGUGGCCAAGGUGUUGAAGUUUCUUCUGACUCUCGCCUCACCCAAAUCAACGACCCGGAUGUGCUGGAGUUUGCUCGCAAGGUCUUCAUCGACCAUGGUGGCCGUCCCAUGAUCAAUGAGAAUGCAGUGGCAGAUAACUCUACGCCUGCGAUUGACACGGUUGUUCCUUCGCCAAGACAUGCCGGCAUCGCUCUUUACAUCUCUAGACUGCUCCGUUCGAUCUGGAAGAAAGAAAUCGCAUCAGUUUCGAGCUCACCCAAUGGAGCCCAGACCAUUUCUGCGUCUGUUCCCUCGUCCAAGUUGCAGUCGAUUCAGCGAGAUCUGUCUGCCCUUCAGGAUUUCUUCAAGGUUAACAAGAGCUUCAUCGAAGGUCUGAGUGGCCCGGAAGCGCUGGCACGCGUGUCCACCAAGCAAGAAGAAACGGCACUACAGGCAGAACAUCGCGCGCUGCACUCUCUUGUACAGCUAGUGUCUCACACCAUUGAAGGUAUCUCGUUUGUGCUAGUGUUGUUUGACGAACGAGUCGAUGAGAUCGUUGCUCCCUUGCCGGAUGAGUCGAAGCAGCGAUUCCUGAAGCUUACAUUUGAGGAGCUCUUCAGCACGAGCAAAGGCCACGACAUUGCGAAGGAACUUGUCAAGGGGAUUGUGAACCGGAAUAUUGCGAAGGGAUCCAACGUGGAAACGGUGGCCGAUGCUCUCAGGCGGCGCUGCGGUAGCUUCUGCAGUGCUGAAGAUGUCGUCAUUUUCAAGGCGCAGGAGCUGCUCAAGCGGGCUACAGAAGCUGGUUCCAGCUCCGAGCUCGGUCGCAAUCUCCUUAACGAAAGUCUCCAUCUUUUCCAGCAGGUUUCUGAGAAUCUUCCCAUGGACUACCUGGUCUCUGCAGUGGAAAGCUACAUUGCCAACCAGUUUUUCGCAGGUGCCAUCCAGCUUGCUCUCAAUGUUGCUGCUCGGUCGGACAAGGCCAACAUGGCGCUGUCCUGGAUCGUUGACGGACGUCCUGAGGCGGACUCUCGCAGGGACUACUUCUACUUCAGAAAGCAGUGUUAUGACCUCAUUUUCAAGGUUAUCAUCGCAGUCGACGACCUGGCCGCUCACGAUCCUGGCGUUGUCGAUGGGCAGCUCACCCUUGUGGCCAAGCGCAAGAACGAAGCCUAUGGCGUCAUUUCCGAUUCCAUUGACGAGGUCUUCCUGACCAGCCUGUACGAUUGGUACUUGGAACAGGGUUGGAGCGACCGACUGCUGCAGACGAGCUCUGCAUUCGUGGUCACCUACCUGGAACGCAAGUCGGCAGAUGACCUCGCUCAUGCGGACCUGUUGUGGAAGUACUACACCCAGUCACAGCAAUUUUUCAAAGCGGCCAACGUCCAGUUCAGUCUGGCGCAGAGCGCUUUCGCCCUCCCGCUCAGUCGUAGGAUUGAAUAUCUGGGUCGUGCAAGAGCCAACGCCUCGACCUUUACACCCGAUGUCGGCCGUCAGCCCCGGCAACGGUUAUUGCAGGAGAUAUCCGCCUUGAUCGAUAUCGCUAACAUCCAAGAUGACCUUCUCCAGCGUCUGAAGGAUGAUAAGCGAAUUGUCCCGGAGCGGAGAGCCCAGGUCCUUAGCGACGUCGAUGGGCCGAUCAAGGACGUCAGCACGCUGUUUAAUGAAUAUGCCGACCCGGCAAGCUACUACGAUAUCUGCUUACAGAUCUUCUACCUGGCCGACCACCGGAAUCCUGCAGAUAUUCGGUCGACGUGGCAGCAUCUGCUGCAGGACCUGCACGACGAGACGGUCCAGAAGGGUGAGCCGCUUCCCUACGAAGCUGUGAUCGACAAGGUGAGGAGCCUGGGUAGCCGAUUGCGGCUGUCCGAGACCAUUUUCCCGAUCCCCGUCCUGUUGCCAAUGCUCGAGCGCUAUGCAUUGGAGCACCAGCGGGGCGUGGGACCGGCGACAUGGGUGGUGGACCUGUUCCUCGAUCUGGGCAUUGCGCACGAGACCAUCUACACCAUCCUCGAAUCGAUGUACUACACGGACGAAGCGCCCUUCCAUGGCUCCAACCGGAAAUACAUCGCCAAGGACCUGCUUUAUCUGAUCGACCACUGGUUCCAUGACACCGUCCGGCUCGGCGGAACUGUGUUCGGGAGUGACGUGGUUGCGGAACGUAUCUCCGAGACGCUGCUUCUCCUGCAGCAGGGAGGCAUCACUCCGGAACAGAUGCAGCUUGCCACGGAGCUGCGGACGAGGAUCCAGGAUGUAUUGCGGUAG
Molecule: messenger RNA, 4086 nt
Organism: Aspergillus terreus NIH2624
Lineage: Eukaryota; Fungi; Ascomycota; Eurotiomycetes; Eurotiales; Aspergillaceae
Product: putative non-repetitive nucleoporin
Exons: 5
Coding region: 1-4086 (1361 amino acids)
Biological process (GO): transcription-dependent tethering of RNA polymerase II gene DNA at nuclear periphery; RNA export from nucleus; protein import into nucleus
Cellular component (GO): nuclear pore inner ring; nuclear pore
Molecular function (GO): structural constituent of nuclear pore
Source: RefSeq, a predicted model, not a curated record